AUGGAGAUUAAGAAUCCAGUUGCAAAAUUACAACAACAAGAAACAGUCGUACCCAAGAAGAAAACCAAUGCAGCUGAAAAUGUGUCAACGUUGGGGGGAUUCCUUGCUGGAGGAAUUGCAGCAUGUGGUGCGGUUACAUUCACUAAUCCUAUUGAACUAAUUAAAACAAGAAUGCAAUUACAAGGUGAACUUACUAAAGCAUCGAAAGAUGCCGUGAAAUUAUACAAGAAUCCAAUUCAAGCAUUUGCAGUUAUUUAUAGAAAUGAAGGUAUUGUUGGUUUACAACAAGGAUUAAUGUGUGGUUAUUAUUACCAACUAGGUUUAAAUGGUUGUAGAAUUGGAUUAUAUGAACCUAGUAGAUAUUAUCUUACAAAAUACAUUAAUCCAUCUAAAUUUGAUGAAUUUGGAGUUAUACCGCAAAAUUUACCGAUUAAUGUUAUGGCUGGGUUUAUUUCUGGUUCUGCAGGGGCUGUAUUAGCAUCACCAUUCUUUUUAGUCAAGACUAGAAUGCAAUCAUUUUCCAAGGCUGCCACAUCUUCCCUGGGAUUAGCAGUUGGACAACAAACAUAUUAUAAAAGUGCAUGGGAAGGACUUGCACAAAUCUACAAGGCCGAAGGUGUUAAGGGACUUUAUAGAGGAGUGGAUGCGGCCGUAUUAAGAACUGGUGCUGGUUCAGCUGCCCAACUUCCAGUUUAUAACUUGACUAAGAACUUUUUAUUGAAGCAUGAUCUUGUUGAAGAUCAUUCAAUUGGAUUACAUUUUGCUUCAUCUUCAAUGGCAGGAUUAGGGGUAGCUAUAGUGAUGAACCCAUGGGAUGUUAUACUUACAAGAAUGUAUAAUCAAAAGGGAAAUUUAUAUAGUGGACCAAUUGAUUGUUUUAAAAAGACAAUCCUGAUUGAAGGUCCUGGUGCAUUAUAUAAAGGGUUUUGGGCACAAUUAUUUAGAAUUGGACCACAUUCCAUUCUUACAUUAAUGUUUAUGGAACAAUGUAUGAAAGCAAUGGUUAAAAUAGAGAACCGUUUGGGAUUUUAA
This is a messenger RNA of Hemisphaericaspora subhashii, 1032 nucleotides long. RefSeq names its product Oac1p (gene OAC1). Lineage: Eukaryota; Fungi; Ascomycota; Pichiomycetes; Serinales; Debaryomycetaceae. Gene Ontology annotation, biological process: transmembrane transport. The transcript has a single exon. The record is from RefSeq and is a predicted model, not a curated record. The coding region runs from base 1 to 1032 and encodes 343 amino acids.